AUGUCGGGAAAAACUAUGUUGUCAGGAGUUGGAGGCGCUUUAUUUAAAAGCGUGUCGAAGUUUGUUGACGAAAAAUCAGACACCAGUAUGUUUAACAUCGUCAAACAAAACAAAGAACUGUUUUACUCGUCAAAGUACUACAAAUUUCAGUGGGAAGAGUUAUUGAUACAACAUAAUAAUCUUUUAGCUGAAAUGAAACUGAUGGAGAGGUUACUGAGUGAGAGAAGAGAGAUGAGGAUGGAAAAAGAAGAAAAUAUACAUGUUACGUACGAGAAUGUUUUUGAAGAAAUGAGGAAUGAGAUUGGAAAUUUAAAGAAAACAGCACAAACACAAAGAGAAGAGAUGGCAACAUUGAAAGAGAAUGAAAAGGAAUUGAACAAAAGGAUUGAGGAGAAGGAGAUGAUCAUUGAGAAGGUACCAAGUGAAAAAUUACUGGCUCUUAGUCGUGUACAGAAUGAUGAACUUGCACAGAAAUUGAAGCUGAACGAAACAAAGUUACAGCAGGCGCAAGAAGAUUUAAAUGAAGCGAAAAAUAACAUUGAAGUUCUUAUAGGCAAAGCUGGAGAUUUGAAGACUGAAAAUGAAAAAAUGUCAUCUGAGUUAAAGAAUAAAGAUGUUCUUGAAGAAAAGGCAAUGACCAUACAAAAAGAAGUUGAUGUCUUGAGGAAGGAGAUUGCUGAAGAAAGGUUAAACUGUGAAUUCAAGAUUAAAAAUGUAAAAUUAGAAAAGGAUAAAGAGAUGGAGGAUUUAAAGUAUGAUAUAAAAGUAAAACAGAAAGUGAUUGAAGAACAAGUCAAAGAAUUGAAGAAUCUAAAAUACAGAUUGAAAGACAAAAGUAACAUGACGAAGUUCUUGUAUGAGAAGGUAAAGCAAGUGGACGAAAUCAUUUUACAAAGAAACGAAUGGAAAAUAAAGAACCAAAUGUUUGAAAUCAGAUAUAAUAACCUUCAUCAGGAUUACAUUGAGUUGAAGAAAGAAAAGACUGUUUUGGAAAAAAAAAUUAAGAAUCACAAAAUGCGUCACUUGAAACUGGUUGAUUCUGAUAAGAUCAAGGAAAUAGAACUAGAACUCGAAUAUAUGCGAAAGGAAAAGGAAAAGAUGAAGAUGAAGAUGAAGAAAUAUCAGUCUCUUAAGUCUAAGUAUAAAAAACUGAAAGAAGAUCAUGUCGAAAUGUCAAGUGCGAUGGCGAAGUUUAAGAAGAAGUUAAAAAAGAAGGAAGAAGAAAAUAACAAAAAUUCUGAAAGAGCAUUGAAGAAGAUACGUGAUGAUUUGUGUCAGGAAAAAGCUAAAAAUUCAGCUUUAAAAGAAGAGUUGUUGAAGAUAAAGAAAAUGAAAAGGUAAAAUACAUCACUGCAUCUUAAAACCAAAAAAGUUUUAUUUCUUACUAGCUUAAGAAACUCCUAACAAACAUCAGAAUCGAAUAUUUAAGGAAAAUAAAUUUUAAACUCUUAAUUGUUAUCUCUUGUGGUUUUA
Messenger RNA from Hydractinia symbiolongicarpus, 1473 nucleotides. Its product is annotated as tropomyosin-like. The coding region runs from base 1 to 1341 and encodes 446 amino acids. The record is from RefSeq and is a predicted model, not a curated record. The transcript has a single exon. Lineage: Eukaryota; Metazoa; Cnidaria; Hydrozoa; Anthoathecata; Hydractiniidae.